This is a messenger RNA of Colletotrichum tamarilloi, 342 nucleotides long. RefSeq lists its product as uncharacterized. Lineage: Eukaryota; Fungi; Ascomycota; Sordariomycetes; Glomerellales; Glomerellaceae. The record is from RefSeq and is a predicted model, not a curated record. The transcript has 2 exons. The annotation marks the transcript as partial.
GCAGCGCCAAAAGCUGCCUUCAGCCUUUGGUCGAUCACAACGCUUUCAUCCCUCCUUGUUGUGGGUUGUAGCUCGAUCGCAUUGGUGCGGGGCAACGAUCGGCCGUCAGAGAUGCAGCAGCCUGCUCGCCCUUGGGGCCAACAUGAGCAGUUUCUGCCAGCGUCUGCUUUGGAUCACCAUUUCAUGAGCAAAAGAACAUGCCGUCUGCUUCGCCAUUGCCGAAACUCUUCAGGGAAUGGCCUCCAACACUCCCGUGAAAAUCUUCAGGAGAAAACCGCUCAAGUUGCGCCACGACAACCGGGAGUUCCCAGGAAACGUUGUGCCAACUAUGUGUACCAGUGA